CAUCUUUCUCCUCCUACAGUUCUUCUUCUUCUCCCUCACUCUCUAUUCCUCUCCAUGGAAUUACCUGUUAAGGUCACCGGUUCCGGUGGCGGUGGCCGGAGAAUUCAGUAUAAGAUAGAAACCAAGAAACUCUCUUACCAAUUACAUCCACAAGGCCAUGAAUUCAACUGGGUUUGUUGUUGGGGAAACUCUAAUGAUUCUAAAAGCCAAAGAUACAUUCUAAAGAAUGUAAAUUGUGUAGCAAAGCCUGGAGAAAUCACAGCCAUUGCUGGUCCUAGUGGGGCUGGCAAAACCACACUUUUAGAGGUCCUUGCAGGGUUGGUUCCACAGAGUCGGAUCUCAGGUCGGGUUCUAGUCAAUGACCGGCCGAUGAAUGCUCCGACUUUCCGGCGAGUUUCGGGUUAUGUAACCCAAGAUGAUGCACUCUUCCCUUUGCUUACAGUUGAAGAAACACUUCUGUACAGUGCUCGUCUAAGGAUAUGUGGUCAUCUUAGUGUUGCUGUGGCAAGAGUGGGAGCUCUAAUUAAGGAGCUUGGGUUGGAGCGGGUUUCCGGGUCUAGAAUUGGAGGGGAUUGUUCUCGUGGUAUUUCCGGCGGCGAGAAGCGGCGAGUCUCCAUCGGAGUUGAAGUAGUCCAUGACCCAGCUGUGCUUCUGAUCGACGAACCCACAUCAGGAUUGGAUUCAGCCUCUGCUUUUCAUGUCGUAACUCUGCUUAAAUCUAUGGUGGUUAAUCAAGGUAAGACAAUUGUUUUGACUAUCCAUCAACCCGGGUUCCGAAUUCUUGAGCUUUUCGAUCAAAUUGUGUUGCUAUCCAAUGGAAUUGUUCUUCAUCAUGGGUCUUUAGAUCUUCUUGAAGAACGGCUUAAGAUCUCUGGCCAUUGCAUUCCUCGGCAUGUGAAUGUGCUUGAAUUUGCCAUUGAUGUCACAGAGAGCCUUGUUGUACAGAGCUCUUCUGUUCUGAAUGAACUGGUUUCAACUGAGGAUCAUCAAGAGGAGCAAGAAAAUAAAUUCUUCUAUCCAAAUUCAAGAUUCGAGGAGGUCUUAAUUCUAGGACAAAGAUUCUGCAACAACAUAUUUAGAACGAAGCAGCUUUUUGCAGCAAGAACCAUUCAAGCCUUGGUAGCUGGGAUUGUUCUGGGGACCAUAUUCGUGAAUGUUAGCAAUAAGAGUGGACAGAUCACUUUACAGACUCGAUUGGGAUUCUUUGCUUUCACUCUAACAUUCUUGCUUUCCACCACAACUGAAGGGUUACCAAUUUUCUUACAAGAGAGGAGGAUUUUAAUGAGAGAAACCUCUAGAGGAGCUUAUAGAGUGUCUUCCUAUGUCAUAGCCAACACCCUUGUUUUCAUUCCCUUCCUCUUAACUGUUGCUCUUCUUUAUACCACCCCUGUUUACUGGUUAGUGGGAUUGAGAAGAGACAUUGAUGGGUUCCUAUACUUUUCUUUGGUGGUUUGGUUGGUUGUGCUGAUGGCCAAUUCAUUUGUGGCUUGUUUCAGUACUCUGGUGCCCAAUUUCAUCAUGGGAAGCUCCUUGAUAGCAGGGUUUAUGGGUUCUUUUUUUCUCUUCUCUGGGUAUUUUAUAUCAAAGAAGAACAUACCCUGUUACUGGAUCUUCAUGCACUACCUUAGUCUAUUUAAGUACCCAUUUGAGAGUUUCUUGAUAAAUGAGUAUGGUGGGGAGAAAGGGAGGGUUAGGUGUGUGCAAAGUUUGGAAGGAACUUGUGUUUUCUAUGGAGAUGGGUUACUGAGGCAGCAGGGGUUGAAAGAGUCACAGAAGUGGAGCAAUUUAGGGGUGAUGUUGAGUUUCAUUUUUGGGUACAGAGUGCUUUGUUUUCUGAUUUUGUGGUUCAGAUGCUGCAGGACUAGAAAUUAAGAGGGCUCAGUCACUCACUCGUCGAUAAAAUAAAGUGGGGAAAAGAUAAAUUAUUAUUUCUCCUUUCCUUGAAUUUCUUUAUGAUGAUUAUAAAGUAGUUUAUAAUUAUUUUUUUGCACAAAUAUUUCUUG
Messenger RNA from Telopea speciosissima, 2003 nucleotides. RefSeq names its product ABC transporter G family member 10. Gene Ontology annotation, molecular function: ABC-type transporter activity; ATP hydrolysis activity; ATP binding. Gene Ontology annotation, cellular component: membrane. NCBI's taxonomy places the organism in Eukaryota, Viridiplantae, Streptophyta, Magnoliopsida, Proteales, Proteaceae. Bases 55 to 1872 code for a protein of 605 amino acids. The transcript has a single exon. The record is from RefSeq and is a predicted model, not a curated record.